GCUAAUAAAUAUGGAUAAAAAUAAUAAGUCUCGCUUUGAGAGCUCUGUAACUUCAUCUCAAAAAGACAAAUUAGGCAAUAUGAAUCUUGAAGAACGUCUUAAACGACAUGAGGAUGACUUAAGAGGUGAAUUAGAUACUAAGAUUUCUGCUUUAUGUGCAAAGCGUGAAAGCGUUAUAGCUUUAACGCUUCGUAAAAUAAAAUUAACGAAGAAUGUAGACUUUUGCUUCAUUCUAACUGUACCGGUUCUAUGA
This is a messenger RNA of Dentiscutata heterogama, 253 nucleotides long. NCBI's taxonomy places the organism in Eukaryota, Fungi, Glomeromycota, Glomeromycetes, Diversisporales, Gigasporaceae. The record is from the annotation of a GenBank genome assembly.